Molecule: messenger RNA, 6978 nt
Organism: Corvus hawaiiensis (hawaiian crow)
Lineage: Eukaryota; Metazoa; Chordata; Aves; Passeriformes; Corvidae
Product: prolow-density lipoprotein receptor-related protein 1-like
Exons: 32
Coding region: 86-6961 (2291 amino acids)
Molecular function (GO): protein binding; calcium ion binding
Source: RefSeq, a predicted model, not a curated record
CAGGGCAGCUUCCUCAUCCCCCCACGAUGGGCAAUGGGGGGGUCCCUGUCACCGAGGAUGUCCCCGUUCUAUUCAUCCCCCGGUGAUGUGCUCCUGCCCCCUGUGGCAUACUUGUCAGCCAGACAGCAUGGGGACCCCUGCGCCCCGAGGGACCCCGUACCGCUGCCUAGCGGCUUGGGGGGUCCCUGCCUUCCCUGAGCGGGGACGAGAGGUGCAGUUCUCACCUGUAGCCCCAGAGGAGAUCCAGAGGUGGCCCUGGAAGGGACCGGUCCCUCCCCGCGCUGGGCUAUGCCGGGACCCCCAGGCUGCAGGGGGGCUGUGCAGGUGGAUGCCCGGUGCGGCCGCCCUGCCUGAUCUCGGGCCCGUCUCCCUCUUGCCCGCAGCGGCCGCCAGCCCCACGUGUGCAGCCUCACGCCAGGCCGCCUGCGCUGCCGGCUGCAUCCCCGUUCCCUGGCUCUGCGAUGGCGAGCAGCAGUGUCCUGACGGCACGGACGAGCAGUGCGAUGUUGCCUGUGGUGGGGACCCCCAUGUCUGGCAGUGUGACGAUGGCCGGUGUGUUUCUAGCAGCUGGCGUUGCGAUGGUGCCGCUGACUGCCUGGAUGGCUCUGAUGAGCAGGACUGUGUGUGCGGGACAAAGAAGGUGCAGUGUCCUGGCACCCACCACUGUAUCCCGCACUGGGAGCUGUGCGAUCGGCACCAAGACUGUGAGGAUGGCUGGGACGAGGAGGGGUGUCCCCAGCAGCCCUGUCUGCCUGGGCAGUGGCAGUGCAGGAACAGGGUGUGCAUCAUGGCUGAGUGGAAGUGCAAUGGGAUUGAUGACUGUGGUGAUUCCUCGGAUGAAGAUGUCUGCGCCCCCUGUACACCUGGCAUGGUGCGGUGCGAUGAGGGCAAGUGUAUCCUGGAGUCCCUGAUGUGUGAUGACAAGGAUGACUGCCUGGAUGGCACUGAUGAGCCCAGCACAUGUGGUCGGAGCUGCUUUGUACGCAACGGGGGCUGUGCAGAGACGUGUGCCGACACACACUGGGGAGUGCAGUGCUCCUGCGGGGCUGGCUGGGUGCUGCAGGCAGAUGGGCAAAGCUGUGCUGAUGUGGACGAGUGCUCCCUGGAGUACAGCCCCUGCAGCCAGCUGUGCAGCAACACCCCGGGCACUUUCAGCUGCGGCUGUCUCCAGGGCUACACCCUGCGGCAUGGCACUGCCUGCGAAGUGGCAGACAAUGCAACACAGAUCCUCGUGGCCGUGGGGCAGGACCUGGCCCUUCUGGAUGUACGGACCCAAGCCUACCGGCCCCUGCUCUCCACUGAGACCGAACCCCGUGCCCUGGUGUAUGACCUGCUCCGAGAAACCUACUACUGGCUGACAGAGGACGGAGAGCUCCGUGUUCACCACCCAGGGAAAGGCACAAAGCCUCUCUAUGCAGAUGCCAGAGAGGUGAACAGCAUUUCCGUGGACUGGUUCACAGGGCAGCUGUACUGGGCAAGCAGCCAUCCUCCAGCCAUCUGUGCUGGGCUGGGCGAUGGCCGGGGUUAUGUGACAGUGCUGGGGAAGGACAUUGCACCAGAGCAGCUGACAGUACAUCCAGCUGCAAGGUCCCUGUACUGGGUCAACCGUGGACAGAGGGGCCGGGCAGUCAUUGCUGCAGCCGGCAUGGAUGGCUCAAACCGGCGGGAGCUCACAGUUGUGUCCAUGGAGGAGCCUGUGGGGCUGAGCCUGGACCAUGUGGCUGGCAGGCUGUACUGGAUCAGCGAGUACAAGGAGUCCAUCGAGACGCUGCGGGUGGAUGGCAGCGGGCGCCACUCCUUCCACGCUGUUUUGCGGAGCCAUACGGAGCCUCUGGGCCUGGCCGUGUUUGAGAGCCGGUUCUUCUGGACCGAUGGCACAGAGCUGGUGUCAGCAACCUGGGCCUCUCCCCAGGAGCACGCAGUGCUGCUCCGUGCCUCUAUCUCGGCUUUCACUGUGCUGCACGCACUGCAGCAGCCUCCCCGGGACACUGCUGCAUGUGCUCCGGGCCUGUGCAGUCACCUUUGCCUUCUGUCCCCUGUGCACCCUCGGGGCUACAAAUGUGCGUGUCCAGAGGGCCUCUUCCUCCUGCCCUCGGGGAAGUGUGCAGAGCUGUCCAUUGUGUAUGCAUCAGGAAAGGCCAUCUCCCUGGUGCAUGUAGGCCCUGGAGCACACACCAAGCAGGUGCAGGAGUGGCAGGAGCCUUUCCAUCUGCAAGAUGUGGACUGGCAGAGGUCAGUACUCUAUGGGACAGAUGACCGUGGGACUCUGCUGCGUGUUGUGGGCCACCCUGGCAGGAGAGAGGCCAUUGUGACUGGGCUGCCAGUGUGCUCUGCCCGUGUGGACAUCCGCUCGGGGGACCUGUACUGGCUCGCAUGUAACCGGAGGGACAUCGGGAUGAUCCAGACAUCUGACAUGUCCCCGCGCAUCCUGCACCGGGCUCACAGCAGCAUCCAACACCUCUUCUUGGACUGGCGGCGUGGUGCUCUCUACUGGCUGGCUCGCGGGCAGCCCCUGCAGCAGCUGAGCCUGGCGGGGGGUGCUCCAUGGGAUGCCUGGAAUGAGACGUGGCCUGGAGACCUGCCUGCAGCCAUGGAUAGCAGAGCCUUCAGUGUGCUCUGGAGCUCAGCCCUGGGCCUGCGGGCGCUGAGUCUGACCAAGCGGCAAGCAGUCACCCUGGCACCCAGCUGGCCCCAUGGCCUCAUGGCCGCCUUUGAGCCAUACCUGGUGUCGGCAAAUGGGACAGCUCUGCUGCUGUGGGACCGGAGGACACUGGCCCUCGUGCUGUCCAUGCCGGCAGCAGGUGUGCAGGGAGCGGUGGCCUUCGUGGGCUCAGAGCUGCAGGCUGUGCCACCAAGCAAAGGGACUGCCGUGCCACUCCCUCCACCUGUGACAACCACUAUGAGGACAACCACAAGCACCACUGCUACUGCUACCACCUCCACAACACCACCGCCAAGCCAGACCACCACGGCACUCACCACUACUCCUGCACCAACCAGCAAAGCUACCACAUCACAAACCACCAGACAGUCCACAUCAAAGAAGACCACCCCAGCACCAACCACUGCCCGGACCACACCAACCAAGCCUACCACUGUGCAGGCAGCCAGCACCAGCACCACAGCCACUCGGUCUUUUACAACUAAGAUCAGUUCCCCACAGCCAACCACUACCACCCCACACUCAAGCAGUUCUGCACGGGUAGUGACACCUACCCCAUCCCUCCGGUCCAGCCCGGCACACCCCUUGACCUCAGUUCUCCAUCUGUCCUGUUCUCGCACGCAUGUGCUCUGCCGUGAUGGCACUGGGUGCGUGGCCCAGGAGUACCUGUGUGAUGGGGAGAAGGACUGUGCAGACGGCUCUGAUGAGGAUGGGUGCGCCCAGCUCUGCAACACCCCAGGGGCCUUCCACUGUGCAAGAGGAGCUGUGUGCGUCAGGGCGGGAGAGCGCUGCGAUGGGGUGCCACAGUGCCCCGAUGGCUCAGAUGAGACAGGCUGCUGGACCCCCACGCAGGAGUGUGCCCUGCGCUGCGAUGCUGCCACCCGCUGCAUCCCCAAGAGCUGGCUCUGUGAUGGCCAUGCCGACUGCCUGGACCACACUGAUGAGCAGGGCUGUGUGCUGAAGGAGUGUGGUCUGACUGAGUUUGCCUGUCGGAGUGGGCAGUGUGUGGCCCUGGCCCUGCACUGUGAUGGUGACCACGACUGCCAGGAUGGCUCAGAUGAGGAGGGCUGUGCUGUGCCCCGGCCGCUGCUCUGCCGUGAGGGUGAGGUGACCUGUUCCCACAGCGGGGAGUGUGUGCCGGAGGCCUGGCGCUGUGAUGGUGAUGCUGACUGCAGGGAUGGCUCAGAUGAGCAGGGCUGUCCUUGGGAGGAAGGGCUGUGUGGGGACCGGCAGUGGGGCUGCUCCCGUGGCCUUGAGUGCAUCCCUGAUGUCUGGCGCUGUGAUGGAGAGACUGACUGCACAGAUAGCAGUAAUGAGGCUGGCUGCCAGCCUGCUCCCUGCCAGAGUCACGAGUACCCCUGCGGGCUGGGGUCCUGCCUGAAUGCAUCCCUGGUGUGCAACGGCCGGCAGGACUGCGCGGAUGGCUCAGAUGAGGGGGGGAACUGCUCUGUGCCCUGCCAGCGGUCCUGCGCUCAUCUUUGCUACCCCUCGCCCCAGGGCCCUCGGUGCUGGUGUGGCCCAGGCUAUCGGCUUGCUGAGGAUGGUCUGUCCUGCAUGGACAUAGAUGAGUGCACGGAGUGGGGCAAGGGAGCCUGCAGCCAGACAUGCCUCAAUGCCCCAGGGUCCUACAGCUGUGGCUGUCUCCCUGGCUACCUGCUGGAGCCCGAUGGCCAUGUCUGCAAACUCACUGGACCAGAGCCCAAGCUGCUGGUGGCUGUGCAGUCUGAGGUGUUGUCCUAUGGCCUGCGGAGUGGGCAUGAGGAGGUGGUGCUGGCCACUGACAAGGAUCGUGUUGUCUUCUCACUUGACUAUGACUUGGUGGAGAGGAAAGUCUUCUGGAUGGACCUGGCCACAGAGAGCAUCCACUGGCAGGAUCUCAACUCGGGAAAGAGAGGCACACUGGUGAAAGGUGUGAGAUCAGACUGUAUAGCAGUGGACUGGCUUGGGAGAAACCUGUACUGGACAGAUGGGGCAGCAGGGCAGGUGCUCGCCACUCGCUUGGGGGCUGCCUGGCGCGGGAUACCAGAGUACACUGUGGUGAUGGAUGGAGACCUGGACCAGCCCCACUCUCUGGUGCUCCAGCCUCUGGCAGGGCUGAUGUACUGGUCAGAGGUGGGGAGCCAUGCACGGCUGAUGGAGGCCAGUAUGGAUGGGAGUCGGCGGCACGUGCUGCUGGCCCAGGGACUGGGCUGGCCCACAGCACUGGCCCUUGACCUCCCCACCCAGAGGAUCUUCUGGCUGGAUGAGAAGCUGGGCAGUGUUGGUUCUGCACAUCUGGACGGCAGCAGUGUGAAGGUUCUGAAGCUGCGCUGGGUCCGGAGCCCCUUUGCAGCAGCUGUGUGCGAGGGGCAGCUCUACUGGUCGGAGAGGAAGACAUGGUCCGUGCAGCAGGUGGACAAGGCCAGUGGCAAGAACAGGACCGUGCUGCUCAAACGGCAGGGGCAGCCCCACGGCCUCCAGGUGAUGCAUCCGGCCCUGCGCCCCACAGCCCCCAACCCGUGUGAGACGCGUGGCUGCUCCCACCUGUGCCUGCUGAGCGCCAGGCACACUGGGCAGUGCCGCUGCCCUGCCAGGCUGAUGCUGGCCGCCAACGAGACCACCUGCCUGCCCGUCCGCGAUUCAGCCUUUGCCCUCCUGGUGUCACCGGCAGCUGUGGCACAGGUCUACCUGAAGGACCUGCCUGCAACAGCUGGAUCCCAAGGGCUUCCCCCACACCGGGCCUUGCCCUUGGCCAAGGUGAGCCGCCUGACAGCCGUUGACUAUGCAGUGAAAGACAAGAGUUUGUACUUUGCAGAGGUGGGAAGCAAUUCCAUUGGACUGCUGCGCCUGAAGGACUGGGGGCGGCUGUCCUGGAAGAAGGCAGUAGCUGUGGAGGGCACGGUGACAUCCCUGGCCUUGGACUGGCUGAGUGGGAACCUUUACUGGAUUGGGGGGCAGCCGCCCAGCAUCCACGUGGCAGCUCCCAGGGGGCGGUGGGCCCUGGCACUACUCAGCGAGGGGCUGCAGGGUGCUGCCUGGCUGGCACUGUGCCCUCGUGCUUCCACCAUGUGCUUUGUCACAGCAGCUGGCAGCCACAGGCAUGGUGCCGUGGUGGAGUGUGCGGCCAUGGACGGCACUGGCCGCAGAGCAGUCUGGAGGAGAGCCCGGGCUCCCACUGGCCUUGCCUUUGGGGGUGCUGGCUCCAGGCUGUACUGGGCAGACCAUGAGAGAGGUACUAUCAGCAGUGUUGAGCUGGAUGGAUCCCGCUUCCGGGUGGUGCGGGAAGGGCUGCAUGGUCUUUCACUCUUUGCCAUAGGAGAAGGCUUUCUGCUCUGGAGCACGACCUCUACCAAUGGCUCCAGCAAGAUCUGGCACAGCCGGCUGGAGCAGGCUGACAACUGGUGGUUCCCGAUGGAGCAGGAGUUGGUAGCCAUGAGGAUUUACAGCCAGUUCUCACAGGAAGGCACCAAUGGCUGUGCAAGGAGCAAUGGGGGCUGUGCCCAGCUCUGCCUGCCCAACCCUGCCGGGCGGCAGUGCCGCUGCUCUGCCGGAUACCACCUGGUGCAUGGGGCAGCGUGUGCGCUGGCACCACCUUGCCCGGCCUCACUCCAGGCCUGCCCCGACCUCCAGAGCUGCAUUUCCAGAGAGCAGGUCUGUGACGGGCGCUCCGACUGUGCCGACGGUUCCGAUGAGUCUGACUGCGCCUCAGUGAAGGUGGGGAUGCAGGUGCCUGCAGUGGCACCAUCAGGAAUGUCCCACAUAGAGGAACAGAAACCAGUCUCAUCCAUAGCUGCACCCCAGCCUCAGCAGCCCAGCCCCAGCCUGUCGGCAGCUGCUGGCCCCCAGGAGCAUGGAGAGCCCUUCGUGGUACCCCCCAGCACAGAGGAGGUGCUGGGGGCUGUGCCCUGCAGCAGCGAGACAUGCAACCUGCGCGGGGACUGCGCCAUCGAGGCUGGCCGAGUGACAUGCCACUGUGCCCUGGGCUACCGUGGCGACUACUGCGAGGAGGCCGAGGUGCAGCCCCUCGCAGGACCCAUUGUCCUGGGGGUGGCUGUGCUCCUGCUGCUCGCUGCUGCUGCUGUGGGGGCCCUGGCCUACAUGAGGAGGCGGGACAGGCGGAGGAGGACCUCAAGCACUGCUUCAACUCGGGUGCUGACCUUGUACCACCGUGAAAGUGAUCCUGAGGAAGAGGAUGAGGAGGAGGAGGAAGAGCUUCCCCCCAAGAGUGAUACAUUUGUGAAUGAAGCUUAUGAAGGGAAAGAAGAGCUGCCAGCCCUGCUGAGGAAAGGACCAUCUCACAUCAACACCGUAUUCUCAUAAAGGAACAAUGUGCAGCA